Cajanus cajan (pigeon pea) is the source of this 2490-nucleotide messenger RNA. Its product is annotated as U-box domain-containing protein 52. Gene Ontology annotation, biological process: protein phosphorylation. Gene Ontology annotation, molecular function: protein kinase activity; ATP binding. Lineage: Eukaryota; Viridiplantae; Streptophyta; Magnoliopsida; Fabales; Fabaceae. The record is from RefSeq and is a predicted model, not a curated record.
UAGUUGUGUCCGUAUGUUUGAGUCACGACCUUCGAUGAGGUUUGCAUGGGUUGUUCCAUUUUCCAUCUUUCCGAUCAUCGCAAGAGAAAGGAACCAACCAUUGCCAAGCUUCUCUUCUCCUCCUCCUUCUCGCGGUGGAGCAGGAGGUGGUAGAAAAUGUCUUCCCAUGGCGCUGCCACCACGCCACCCUUGAACGUCACCAUGGUCGCCGUUGACAAAGACAAGAACAGUGUCCACGCCUUCAAAUGGACCACUAAACAUAUCGACAACCCCAUCAUCAUUGCGGUCCAUGUCAAGCACAAAAACCUUCCUCAUCAGGGCACCAAUGUUUUUCCUCCCGAAGAAGAGGAUAUAGCCCAUGUUUUCAACCCCUUGCGUCAACUGUGUCAGCCCAACGUCGUUAAGUUGAAAGAAGCCGUAAUCGAUGAUAGUGAUAUUGUAAGAGGAAUUGUGGAAUAUGCACAAAGAAAUCGUGUCAGUACUAUAGUGGUUGGUGCACCCUGCACGAGCAAGAAUACUUUGGCAAGGACUCUGAACCUGAGGAGCGGAAGCAAAAAAUUUAAAGGCCACGAUAUUUCAACAGGCGUAAUGAGAUCAGCCCCAGAUUACAGUUCAGUGUACGUAAUUUCAAAAGGGAAGAUAGUUGGAGCUAGACCAGCAAUACGCCCAAUGAUAAACGUGGUUGCUGCACCAAAAGAAAAUGGAGUAAGGUCACAUUCACAUAGAAGAGGGAGCACCAAUGGAAGAUCAGAAAGAUCACCUACACCUGAAAUGUCAAGGUCUUCUUCAGCUGGUCAGUCAAUGGACAAGAGGUCACUAUAUAACCUCCGCAACUCAAGCUCGGGUGGAAGUGACUCUGAAGGGUCACAUCGAGUUGGGUCAGUGGAUCAUAGAACUAAACAAGAUUGUGAUUCAGGCUCUGCAUCAGAUUCCCAAUUCUCAGCUGAAAUGGAAGCUGAGAUGAAAAAAUUGAGGCUCAAACUGAAGCAAACUAUGGACAUGUACAACUCAGCUUGCAAAGAAGCAAUCACAGCCCAAAACAAGGCUAUAGAGCUUAACCAACGGAAACUGAAUGAGGAACGUAUGGCUGAGGAAGCUAAGUUGUCUAAAGAGGCAGCUAUUGCAAUGGCAGAAAAGGAGAAGGCUAAAGCCAAAGCUGCCUUGGAAGCAGCUGAAGAAGCCAUUAAGAUGGUUGAAAAGGAAGCACAUAGAAGAUUUCAUGCAGAGAUGAAGGCCAGGAGAGAGGCACAAGAAAAGGAUCGGGCAUUAAAUCAGUUGGCUUGCAAGGAUGUUCGAUAUAGAAAAUACACUAUAACUGAUAUUGAAGACGCCACUCAAAAGUUCAACCCAUCACUGAAAAUAGGUGAAGGUGGAUAUGGACCUGUGUUUAAAGGCCAACUUGAUCACACCCAGGUCGCAAUCAAACUUUUAAACCCUGAUGCUUCCCAUGGAAGGAGGCAGUUCCAACAAGAGGUUGAGGUAUUAUGCAGCAUAAGGCAUCCUAACAUGGUCCUCCUCCUUGGCGCGUGUCCCGAGUACGGAUGCUUAGUGUACGAGUACUUGGAAAAUGGUAGUUUAGAAGAUAGAUUAUUGUUGAAAAAUGAUAGCCCUCCUAUUCCAUGGUGGAAACGUUUUGAAAUAGCUGCUGAGAUUGCAACCGCACUCCUUUUCCUUCACCAAACAAAGCCAGAGCCAAUUGUGCACCGGGACCUUAAACCCGCCAACAUCCUCUUGGACAAGAACUUUGUGAGCAAAAUAAGUGAUGUUGGUCUUUCAAGACUAGUGCCACCUUCUGUGGCUGAUUCUGUCACACAAUAUCACUUAACCGCAGCUGCUGGAACCUUUUGUUACAUUGACCCAGAGUACCAACAAAGUGGGAUGCUAACAACAAAGUCAGACAUAUAUUCUUUGGGGAUAAUGCUACUACAAAUCAUCACAGCCAAGCCUCCAAUGGGGCUUGCACACCAUGUUAGGAGGGCAAUUGAAAAUGGAACAUUUUCAGAUAUGCUUGAUCCUGAUGUCCCUGGUUGGCCAGUUGAAGAGGCUCUAGCAUUUGCUAAACUCUCAUUGGCUUGUGCAGAGCUCAGUAAAAAGGACAGGCCUGAUCUUGCAUCAGUGGUAGUGCCAGAGCUUAGCCGCUUAAGGGAAUUUGGAUACACAGCAUCGAAAGCUCAGAAUCGCCCCAAUGCCUACACCAAGGCCAGGAACAAACACAUAAAAUAGGUUCCAUGUUGGUAUGUUGGCUUACCUGCCAUGUUUUGUGUAGAAUCAUUUACCCAAUUAACUUCUUCACGCAUUGUUGUGUUGUGAAUGCAAGUUUCCAACAGUUUUCUUGUAAUGGAAGAGUUCCUUCAAUCUAAUUAGAUGCUUGGUAGUCCAAGAUUGGAAAGUAAAAUUGUUAUGCAUAAGCAUAACUUGUAAACAACAUUAUUGUAUUAUCAGUGUAAAAAAAUUUGCUAUACCAAUCAGAAAUCAUGAUAUGACUUUUAA